Molecule: messenger RNA, 3099 nt
Organism: Vollenhovia emeryi
Lineage: Eukaryota; Metazoa; Arthropoda; Insecta; Hymenoptera; Formicidae
Product: glutamate receptor ionotropic, kainate 2-like
Exons: 18
Coding region: 173-2968 (931 amino acids)
Biological process (GO): monoatomic ion transport; modulation of chemical synaptic transmission; synaptic transmission, glutamatergic
Cellular component (GO): plasma membrane; postsynaptic membrane
Molecular function (GO): transmitter-gated monoatomic ion channel activity involved in regulation of postsynaptic membrane potential; glutamate-gated receptor activity
Source: RefSeq, a predicted model, not a curated record
GUGUACGGUAGGACAACGUCGAACACGAAACUUCUAAUGCAGUUUCUUGAUCCAUUGGUUUUCCCUGCACUAUUUCGUUGAAAUUUCAACAAGUUUCUACCGACAACGGAGAUCUUAGUUCAUUCCAAUUGAAAGAGCAUUGCAUCGAAAUGAGAGAAUACAGUUGAUAAACAUGGAGAUUAAAAUGGAUCCACGACAACAUCUGUUUUCGAUUGCGUUAAUUUUAUUAGUACUGGCAGCACGCACAUCCUACGGCGUCACGCGACCAAUAAAAAUCGGAGCAAUUUUUCAUAAGGGCGAUGAGGAUCGAAUAUCUACGUUCCUAACAGCAAUCUCAAAGACAAAAUACGAAAAUUUUGCGCCUGCAUUCGAGCUUAUUCCUGUCACUAAGUAUGUUGAUGUUAAUACCGAUAGCAUGAAAACUGCUAUCGCCGCUUGUGAGCUUCUUGAAGAAGGUGUGGCAGCCAUUUUCGGACCUACUAGUCGGCAUACACGUGGUAUAGUGGCAAGCAUUGCUGCGCGAUUUGAUAUACCGCACAUCGAGUAUGUCUGGUCGGAAAAUGAAAGAUUAGAAGAGGAAAGCGAGAAAAAGAAGACGCCAUCAAUGACCAUAAACGUGUUCCCUGCUAGUGAGAAAGUCAGCAAGGCUAUUGCCGAUGUCAUUGAGUCAAUGAAAUGGCGAAACUUCGUAGCGAUUUACGAAAACGAUGAGGGAUUGUCGCGCCUUCAGAAGACUUUGACACUAAAGGGAGACAAGGAUAAUCCGCUUACACAUACGACACGACAAUUGAACGAAGGACCGGAUUAUCGUACGAUGCUCAAAGAGAUACGUUCUUUGUCGGUGUGCAAUAUAAUUAUUGAUGUCGAGCCGCAAAACAUCAUGGAGGUUCUCUAUCAGGCGAAGGAUGUCAGGCUGCUAACAGAUUAUUGUCACCUUGUCAUAACAUACUUGGAUUCAACCAAGCUACCCCUUGUCGAAGUGCGAAACGGUACCAUCAAUAUCACCGGACUCAGUUUGAGGGAAAACGAUGUCGAUGGAGUCGAUUGGCUAGAUUCAGCGAUCCUCUAUGACGCGGUAUUUUUGCUGAAUAAAGCACUAGAGGUGUUGAAUACGAGAAACAUUGGUAAUGAGGAAUAUAUAUCCAUCGAUCCUGUGCCACUCUCGUGCACCAAUACUAGUAGAAAAUAUCAAGCAGGACGUAACAUUACCAGCGUUAUGCGAGAGUUAUCAGACGUGGGGAAGAUAACGGGCGUUAUGAACAUUGACGAGUACGGUCGUCGACAAGAUUUUAACUUGAAGAUUCUGACCUUUCGACAAUAUGAUAUUAUACAAUCGGGCUUCUGGGAUUCCGACGGUGUGCAUCUCAUGCGGACUGAGAAGGAGCUAGAAAGCUACUUGUUCCAAACAAUGAAAGGCAGACAAUUCCUGAUCAGCACCAAAGUAACUCCUCCCUAUAUAAUCGAGGUGACCGAUGGGACAACACGCGGAGUGCUAAUCGAAGAAAGCAGGUACGAAGGUUACUGCAUCGAUCUCAUUGAGGAGGUGGCAGCAUAUCUAGGUUUCAAACCUAAAUUCGAACUCGUACCUGACGGUCAGCAUGGGAGUUAUAACUCACAAACGAAGACAUGGAACGGUUUAAUCAAGCGUCUCCUAGACCGUGAAGCCGAUUUUGCCAUAUGCGAUAUGACAAUUACAUAUCAGAGAAAGUCCGCUGUGGAUUUCAGCAUGCCUUUCAUGAAUCUCGGUAUCAGCAUCUUAUACACCAAACCGGAAGAGAGGGAGCCAGAAAAUAACUUCUCAUUUUUGCAUCCUCUCAGUACCGAUGUUUGGAUGUAUAUGGCUACUGCUUAUCUCCUCGUAUCGAUAAUGUUAUUUCUACAGGCCAGAAUGGCGCCUGGUGAGUGGGAUAACCCACAUCCAUGCAAUGCCGAUCCCGAGGAGCUUGAAAACAAUUUUAACCUUAAGAAUUCGUUAUGGCUAACCAUUGGUUCUCUCAUGCAGCAAGGCUCGGAUAUUCUGCCCAAAGCACCGUCUAUUCGUAUGCUCGCAAGUAUGUGGUGGUUCUUUACUUUGAUCAUGAUCAGUUCGUACACAGCGAAUCUGGCUGCUUUUCUCACUGCGGUGAAAAUGGAAGCACCUAUUAAAGGUGUUGAAGACCUAGCUAAGCAAACUAAGAUCAAAUACGGAGCGAUGCAAGGUGGCGCGACAUCAACAUUUUUCAAAGAUUCGAAUUAUUCGACAUACAAAAGAAUGUGGGCUGCCAUGUCGGAAUGGAGGCCGAGCGUGUUCACUGCAAGCAAUGAUGAAGGUGUCGACCGAGUUGUCAAGGGCAAGCGUCAGUACGCCUUUCUCAUGGAAUCCACGACUAUUGAAUACAAAAUGGAGCGCAACUGCGAACUCGACAAAAUAGGUGGCCUCAUUGACAAUAAGGGCUACGGGAUCGCCAUGCCACGAAAUUCCCCAUACAGAACAUUGAUCAACAAAGCAAUACUAACGCUAGGAGAAACGGGCAGGUUACAGGCAUUGAAAAAAAAGUGGUGGCAAGAAAUGGGUGGAGGAUUGUGCGUAAAAGAUGACGCGGACAAAAGUGUUAACUCAAGUGAAUUAGGUCUUUCAAACGUCGGAGGCGUGUUUCUCGUUUUGAUGUAUUGUUGCGGCGCUUCGCUCUUUGUUGCUCUUUGCGAGUUUUUAUGGAACAUACGCAAAGUCGCUGUGAGAGAGAAGAUCACGCCAUGGGAAGCGCUAGUUGCCGAGCUGAAAUUCGCCGUCAAUAUUUUUGCGGUUAAAAAACCUGUCAAAAUUGCCAAGAGCAAUAACAGCAGUGCGAGCUCCAUGGAAGGUGGAAUUGGCAGAGCUGCAUCUACGGCUCGAUCAAUCGUUGGCUCGUUCCUUCGCCUCGACAUGCUCGAUAAAUUUGAUAAAGAUCACAACACGGACAACCGCGGCAAUGAUCGUAAAAUUAAUUGACGAUCGCCAGGGGACUUGAACUAAUCACCAAGUUUUGAGAUAACACAAAAUUGAAUACGAAGGCCUUGCACUAGCAUACUAUAAACGUAUAUAUCUAAUCGAUAAUAAAUAUACAUACAUACCGAUUAACA